AUGGCUCCCACAACUACCAACACUUGGUCCAUCACCGGCAUCGACAAGGACAGUACCAACUGGGACACUCUCAAGCUCAAGAAGGACGUCCCGAUUCCCCAGCUCGGCGACUAUGAUGUUCUCGUUCAGAUCGAGGCCGUCUCCCUGAACUACCGUGACUUGGCCAUCCCCAAGGGCCUCUACCCCUUCCCCGUCAGCUUCCCCCGCGUCCCGGCCUCUGACGGUGCCGGCCAUGUCAUCGCCGUCGGCUCCAAGGUCACGCAGGUCAAGGAGGGCGACCACGUCGCAACCCUCUUCAACCAGAACCACUUUGCCAACCCCAUUACCCCCCUAGGCGUGAAGAGCGGUCUUGGCGGCGCUAUUGACGGCACUCUCCGCCAGUACGGCGUCUUCCCCGAGACCGGCCUCGUCAAGGCGCCCCGGACUCUCACCCCGGUCCAGGCCGCCACGCUGCCUUGCGCGCCGCUGACCGCCUGGAACGCCCUGUACGGCCUGCAGUCCAAGGCGCUGAAGCCCGGGGACUACGUAUUGACGCAGGGCACGGGCGGCGUAAGUCUGGCCGCCGUCCAGUUCGCCGUCGCCGCUGGCGCCAUUGUCAUCGCGACGACGUCGUCCGCGACCAAGGGUUCGCAGCUCAAGGAGCUCGGCGCGCACCACGUCAUCAACUACAAGGAGACACCCAACUGGGGCGAGGUCGCCAAGUCGCUGACACCGGACGCCGUCGGCGUUGACCACAUCCUCGAGGUCGGCGGUCCCGGCACCCUCACACAGUCCCUCAAGGCCAUCAAGCUCGAAGGCGUCAUCACCAUCAUUGGCUUCCUGUCCCACCGCGAAGGCCCCAAGGACCAGCCCACGAUGCUGGACGCCCUCGCCAACAUCUGCACGGUCCGCGGCAUCUUUGUUGGCUCCAGGCAGCAGUUUGAGGAGAUGAACCAGGCCAUCGACGCCAACAAGAUCAAGCCCGUUGUUGACAAGAGGAUCUUUGGCUUCGAGGAGGUCAAGGACGCCUACCAAUACCAGUGGGAUCAGAAGCACUUUGGCAAGGUCGUAAUCAAGAUUUGA
Molecule: messenger RNA, 1062 nt
Organism: Colletotrichum graminicola M1.001
Lineage: Eukaryota; Fungi; Ascomycota; Sordariomycetes; Glomerellales; Glomerellaceae
Product: zinc-binding dehydrogenase
Exons: 2
Coding region: 1-1062 (353 amino acids)
Molecular function (GO): oxidoreductase activity
Source: RefSeq, a predicted model, not a curated record